GAAGCCAGGAGGGCACAUGAAGCGCUCACACUUCCAGCGUUUUCACGACGUGCUCUGCGCUUCGGGAUCGUCCCAGAGAGGACAGUGGCACAAGAGCUGCAACAAUGCGCACAGAUCGGAUGGAUUCAUUUGGAUAUUACGCACGAGCUUUUUGAUAUAUUUUUGAGGUAACAAACGUGUCAGCACUUCGUAAGAUGGCUGAAGAAUUUCCAAACAAUUCCCUGCCAGAUCUAAAAGAGUUGGAGAAUAAAGUUGGGAGGAAAGCCCCGGAGAGCCUUCUGAUGUGGAUGAAGGAAGAUGCUGCAGACUGUAAACAAACGUGGAGUGGUGACGUCGAUAACAACAACCACUUCUUCAGUGAUGACAUGGCAACGAAAAUUGGCAACUUAAAACAAGACAUGAGAUGGCUCCGGUCCACAGAUGUGCAUAUACUGCGUCAGCUCCUGGCAGUGCAUGAGGGGAUAGAGGCCCUGCGGUGGCUGGCAGAGGAGCGGGGGGCUUCGGUCAGUCAGAGCAGCAGCCUCACAGGAAGUCUGAGUAGCCUCAUCACUGUGGACGAGCCAGGACUGUCCCGUGCCCGAUACAGGGACAGUCUAACCAGCCCACAAGAUUUGGCAGAAGAUACAGAAGAGGAAUUGAAUCAUGAGCCACUACACACGACUGGCUUCUCCGGAAACAGGAACUACCUGAGUCAAGACUACAUCCCAGAAAGACAUUCUUCUGUUUUCUCAGCUCAUAAGUUUGAAGUCAACUCCUUCUCUAAUUUUGGACAAGAUUCUCAGCUGCACUCAGACAGAGGUGAUCAUAACCCUGUAAGAAGUGCUUUGCUCAGAUCCAGCAGGAUUUCAAGACGAGAAGAAAAAAACAGCUACAAUUUGUCCAAAGAUGAAAAUGUGGACCCACAGGCAGAAAUAGAAUUUCAAGACUUUGAGAAUAAAAGAACAAAUAAAGGCAUGACUGGACAGGAUGAGAGCAAAAUGCUGCUGGGCUAUGAUGCUCAGUGGUGCUGGGUAGAAUCACAAGAUGAUGUGACAUUUUUAUAGAUCUUGAUAAAGAAAAUGUGGUAAUUAAUUUAUGAAAUACACCCUAGUGGUGACCAAAUACUUUGAAUGAGUCUGUGUGCUUAAGUGGUAUUUUUCGGUUUUGAUAUAUGCAUUAGAUUAAAAUAUUGUAUUUAUUUACUGCAUUCAAAUGUAUGAACAGUUGAAUCAUAUUGAAUAAAACAACUGUAAUG
This is a messenger RNA of Periophthalmus magnuspinnatus, 1234 nucleotides long. RefSeq lists its product as uncharacterized. Gene Ontology annotation, biological process: positive regulation of canonical NF-kappaB signal transduction; positive regulation of cytokine production. Lineage: Eukaryota; Metazoa; Chordata; Actinopteri; Gobiiformes; Gobiidae. The transcript has 3 exons. Bases 195 to 1043 code for a protein of 282 amino acids. The record is from RefSeq and is a predicted model, not a curated record.